Messenger RNA from Anthostomella pinea, 762 nucleotides. Lineage: Eukaryota; Fungi; Ascomycota; Sordariomycetes; Xylariales; Xylariaceae. The record is from the annotation of a GenBank genome assembly.
AUGUUCAAGGGGCCAGCCAAGUCUAACAUGGCAAUCGAUGGCGGUGCGCCCGCUGCACUGCCACCCGUCGUGACCUCGAUACGACAGGUCAAGGUUACGGGAGAGAGAAAGCCAUUCGUGCCACUCGACGACGGUGAGAGAUUGCCGGAUGCAGGUGCCGCCCGAGCCAACAUCGCAGCGUCAUACGACAAGCCCCAUGGAACCACCGAGCACGGCUGGGCCGAGAAGCACCAGGGCAAGACUGUACUGCAACAGCACUGCGAGUUCUUCGACUCGGACCGUGACGGCGUGAUCUGGCCCCAGGACACCUUCAUCGGCUUCUACCGCCUGGGCUUUGGCAUAUUCCUCUCGCUCCUAUCAGUCUUCAUCAUCCACGCCAACUUCUCGUACCCGACGUGCCCGUCGUGGCUGCCGGACCCCUUCUUCCGCAUCUACUUGGCCAGGAUCCAUAAGGACAAGCACGGCAGCGAUACCAACACCUACGACCACCAGGGCCGCUUCGUGUCGCAGCACUUCGAGGACGUCUUCUCCAAGUAUGCCGACGGCCGCGACUUCCUGACGCUUACUGAUCUGAAGAACGUCGUGACCGGGCAGCGCUGCAUUGCGGAUCCCAUAGGAUGGGGUGGUGCUCUUUUCGAGUGGACCGCGACCUACCUGAUGCUGUGGCCGGCUGACGGGCGCAUGAUGAAGGAGGACAUUCGCGGCAUCUACGAUGGGAGCAUCUUCUAUACCAUUGCUGACAGACGGGCAAAGAAGAACUAG